AUGAUCAGAGAACUGGAGCAGCUGCACAGCAUAAUCCGAGAACAUCUGUGCAGUGGCCCCCUUCUACUACUGCUGGCCUGCAUUCCUUACAGCUGCCUGCUCAAGAACCCUGCCAGUGACGAGGAUGAUGAUCUGCCACCGGUGGCAUCCAAACCCACAGGGAGCAUCCCUGCCCAGAAUGUGCCCAGCUGUCCAGCCAACUGUACCUGCCCAGCAGAAGAGACAGUGGAUUGUAGCGGCCUUGACCUGUACAUCUUCCCCAGCAAUAUCUCGGCAGGAAUCCAGCAUCUUUCACUGCAGAACAACCAGCUGCAGGAGCUGCCAUACAAUGAGUUGUCCCGACUGGCCAGCCUGAGAACCCUCAACCUCCACAACAACCAUAUUGACUCUGAGGGUCUUCCAGAUGAAGCUUUUGAGUCCCUACAGUCCCUUCAAUACAUCUACCUGGCCAACAAUAAGCUGUCAGUGGCACCACAGUAUCUGCCCAGCACUCUGCGCAUUGUGGACCUUGCUGCCAACCGCCUGACAUGCAUCUACCCACUCACCUUUGGGCACAAGCCUGGCCUCAGGUCUGUUUAUAUGCACAACAACCAGCUGAACAACACAGGCCUGCCCUUUGAUGCCUUCAAUGGCUCUGAUGCUGUCAGCACCUUGAUCUUGUCCAGCAACCGGCUCACCUACCUGCCCCAGAAUUUGCCCCGGGCCACUGUCCGCCUUCACUUACAGAAUAACCGCAUCUCCCGGAUCCCCAAAGGGGCCUUGAGCAGUCAGUGGCGCCUCCGGGAACUCUAUCUGCAGAACAAUAACCUGACCAAUGAUGGUCUUGACCCCUUCACCUUCAGCAGACUGAAGAGCCUGGAGUACUUGGAUCUUUCCAAUAAUAACCUGACGCAGGUGCCUGCUGGCCUCCCCGCAAACAUUGUCAUCUUACACCUGGGCCGAAAUCGUUUGAGUGCCCUGCCACCCGAGCGCCUGAGUCGUGUGCGGGGCCUGCAAUAUCUGCUGCUACAGAGCAAUGCCUUGACUGCUUCUCGGGUGCACCCAGAGGCCUUCUCCCGCCUGCGUGCCCUGCACACACUCCAUCUCUACAACAACCAGCUGGAGCGUGUCCCACCUGGUCUCCCACGGCGCGUACGCUCCCUGAUGCUGCUGCACAACCAGAUUGCACACAUUGGACUGCAUGACUUUGCAGCCACCUACACCUUGGCCGAGCUCAACCUUAGCUACAACCGCCUUUACAGUGCCCACAUCCACCGCCUGGCCUUCCGUAAGCUCCGGCGCCUGGAGAGCCUGGACAUCUCAGGCAACCAGCUCACCCUCUUGCCUGCUGGGCUCCCUGCCAGCCUCCAGGUCUUGCAUCUUCAGAAGAACCAACUCAACUCCCUCUCUCCAGAGCUGCUGGCCAACCUCACCAUGCUCAAGGAGUUACAUUUGGCACACAACCGCCUGCGGAUCAGCAGUAUCUCGCCAGGCACUUGGCAAGAGCUGCACAGCCUCAAGCUUCUGGAUCUGAGCUACAAUGAGCUGUCUUAUGUUCCGCCAGACCUGCCAGAAUCCUUAGAAUAUCUAUACCUGCAGCACAACAGGAUUGCUGUCAUUAUGGCUGAGGCCUUCCUUACAACACCCAACAUGCGGGUCAUCACUCUCAGAUCCAACCGUUUAUUGGCAUCCAACGUGUCUGAAGCAGCAUUUGUCAACCUUAAACUGUUGGAGGUAGUUGACACCACAGGGAACCCCGAGCCCAUCAGCAUCUCUUUCUUAAAAGCUGAGAAGUGGGGCCGCAACCGGAUGGGCGCCUAGGGAAGAUUCCCAGAGCAGGUUAGGCUUUGAGCCCUAUGCCUCCAGCCCCUCUCCCCCAGAUCACAUCCUAGACUCCCUUUGCACACUGCUCCCUUAGGUCUCAGCCAAGAUGGCCUCAGCCUGCCUGCAGGAAGCCCUCUGGAGGGAUUGGCAUCAUCCAGUGUUUUGCUUUCCUGGCCUAAGCCAGCUUCACAGAGCAGAGCCACUGCAACGUGCUCUGUCUGCUUUUUCCUGGGAGGAGAACUCACCUACAAUCCAGCAGCUUGAAAGAG
Molecule: messenger RNA, 2072 nt
Organism: Varanus komodoensis (Komodo dragon)
Lineage: Eukaryota; Metazoa; Chordata; Lepidosauria; Squamata; Varanidae
Gene: PODNL1
Product: podocan like 1
Exons: 11
Coding region: 1-1800 (599 amino acids)
Molecular function (GO): protein binding
Source: RefSeq, a predicted model, not a curated record